This is a messenger RNA of Monodelphis domestica (gray short-tailed opossum), 2277 nucleotides long. RefSeq names its product stromal cell derived factor 4 (gene SDF4). Gene Ontology annotation, biological process: calcium-ion regulated exocytosis. Gene Ontology annotation, cellular component: endoplasmic reticulum. Gene Ontology annotation, molecular function: calcium ion binding. The record is from RefSeq and is a predicted model, not a curated record. Lineage: Eukaryota; Metazoa; Chordata; Mammalia; Didelphimorphia; Didelphidae.
CCCUAGUGACCUUAGAUUCAGUGGCCGCUUGCCUCUCCCCGCCCCUUCCCUCAAGAAAGAUGGCGGCCGCCUGUGCUGGCUUCCGUUGACUGUGUCGUGGACUUUGCUCUUGGGCAUCGUCGGGGCUCCGGGCGUUCUUUCUCUAGAGGUGGAUAGCAUUCUUUCUCACAAGUCUCUCAGAGUUGUCCUACAUCACCAAAUCUUCUAAGCUCCCUGGAUCCAUCCUUGAAGAUCCUUUAGGUCAUAGUGAAGAGCUGGACAAAAAUGGUGUCAAAGCAGGCCUUCCUCUGCAGCCUGGGCUCUGUCUACUUGUCAUUGCUAUUUGUUUUUCUCCUCAUGGAUGUUUAUGCCAGACCUGCCAACAAUUCAGCCUUGAAGGAGAAGGGGACUGACAAAGAUGAGAAUGAGAUCCUGCCCCGAGACCACCUGAACGGGGUCAAGAUGGAGAUGGAUGGGCACCUGAACAAAGACUUUCACCAGGAGGUUUUUUUGGGGAAGGAGAUGGAGGAGUUUGAUGAAGAUUCAGAACCUCGAAGAAACAGAAGAAAACUCAUGGCAAUCUUUGCAAAGGUGGACGUUAAUAAUGACAAAAGGAUUAGUGCCAAAGAGAUGCAGCGAUGGAUCAUGGAAAAGACAGAGGAGCACUUCCAGGAAGCUGUCAAGGAAAGCAAGAUGCAUUUUAGAGCAGUUGAUCCUGAUGGUGACGGCCAUGUGUCUUGGGAUGAAUAUAAAGUGAAGUUUCUGGCAAGCAAAGGCCACAAUGAAAAAGAGGUUGCAGAAAAGAUAAGAAACAAUGAGGAGCUGAAAAUUGAUGAAGAAACCAUGGAAGUUCUUGAUAACCUCAAGGAUCGAUGGUAUCAGGCUGAUAAUCCUCCACCCGAUCUACUGCUAAAUGAAGAGGAGUUCCUGUCCUUUCUUCAUCCAGAACACAGCAGGGGCAUGCUGAGAUUUAUGGUCAAAGAAAUCGUCCGGGACUUGGACCAGGAUGGUGAUAAGAAGCUUGUUUUGUCUGAGUUCAUUUCCCUGCCAGUGGGCACAGUUGAAGACCAGCAGGCCCAGGACAUUGAUGACGACUGGGUGAAAGACAGGAAAAAGGAAUUUGAAGAAGUCAUUGAUGCCAACCAUGAUGGGAUUGUCACCAUGGAAGAGCUAGAGGAGUACAUGGACCCUAUGAAUGAGUAUAAUGCUCUCAAUGAGGCCAAGCAGAUGAUCGCAGUGGCUGAUGAGAACCAGAAUCACCACCUGGAGAUAGAGGAGAUUCUGAAGUAUGGGGAAUACUUCACAGGGAGCAAGUUAAUGGACUAUGCCCGGAACGUCCAUGAAGAGUUCUGAGGCCUCCCUUCUGCCCGCCCGCCCCAGGCCCACCCCUGCCCCUGCCCCACCGACAAGAGGAUAGAUUCUCCUGCUGCUAUUUGUGUGCGUGUGUGUGUGUGUGUGUGUGUGUGUGUGUGUGUGUGUGUGCUGCUUGUGUGAGUGCGUGCUCUGUGUGUGUGUGUGUGCGCACGCGUGUGCACAUGUGUGUAUACUACUCGCAUUGUUUGGAAACAGCGAGCCUUCCAUCCACCUAGAACUCUAAACGUUUGCUUUUGUAGAUACUGCAGCCCCUCCUGGGUCAGCAGUGAACAACCACUUGGAAUGGUGUUCCCAGAGCCACCAGCCCCCAUCUUCUCAAGCAGACCCCUCCUCUGACUCCUGUGAGACAGCUGAGUGGGCCUGGAGGUGGCAAGGGGCUGGCGUGGCUUAGAAUGGAGCCAACAAUGGCCUUUUGAAGAAAGAAGGACAGGGAUGGGCCUUCACAACUCCGUAUCAGUAGCCCAGGUCAGUCCACCAAGUGCUCUCAGGACACCCCAUGGUGUGGAGGGCCAGGGAGGCCUCAGGCCUGAGCUUCACGGCCUCCCCUGGAACCACGUGAAAAGGACUUGCGCAAAAGUUCACUGUAGCUGCCUUGGAAUGAGUUGAUCCUUAGAAUCCUCCAGGGGAGAGGACCUUAAUUUGACAAGAGCAGCAUGACUUCCACUGUUUUAUGUUUUCUGGAGUAUUCCUCAGGGCAUACUUGGGGGUGACUGAGCCAGAGUGUGCUGCAGGGCUCAUUUUAAAGGGACAGGCUUUUCCUUCUUGUUGCCCCAAUGAUGAAGACGUCUCUUUUGGAACAGAUUCACUGGAUUGCUUUGAGACACUUAUAUUUGUAUUGGGCCUCCCCUGCCCUUCCCAUUACAUUAAUUUGUCCCAGUGGCAGUUUUGUUUUUCAGAUUUAUUAAAAAUCGCCUCAGAAAGCUU